GACGCUGCACAAAAAACAUUUCCAUAAUAAAAUUAAAUGAUCGUCUCUAUAAAUAUAUGAAGUGAUGAUGAGCUGUAUAAUAAUUAAAGAAAAAUCAAAUCAAUGGCAAAGAGCGCGGGUGAAUUGUUUUCCAUGGAGCACUUCUUCUUCUUCUACUUCUUCCUCAUCAUUUCUUCACUAUCCGCCAGUGAUGAAAAUCAACAUCACACUCUUCUCACUCUCAAAGGUGUUGAUAUUGAAAAACCAAAUUUGGAUGUAUCGCCUUCCUUACUUUUAGUGAACUCUGAUACUAAAGGCGUUAAAAAAAAUUUGCGAUGUGAGCGCGUUCAAGUUUCUGGUAUCUCAAGAUUGAAACUCGGGAGCUAUGCCAAUUCAUACCAUAUUACUUUGGUUCCAUCAGUUGCAAUUCCAGAGAGAUUACAUAGCAAAAUCAAGGUUUGUUUUCACAGGAAUAAUACUCUUGGAUGGUGUCAGUGUGAAAAGGAUGAAUGGAAGGGUGUACAGAAGGGGGUGUGGGGUGCGGUUAUGUCACCUUAUGAAACUAGAUACGUUGAUGUCAAGAUUGAUGGUGAAAUAUCCGGUUCAGUUACAGUUGCACUUGAAGAAGGUUUUCAGCAAUGGCGCCUAAUUAGUCUUGCAGUUGGACUGUUACUGCUGUUGGUGGCUCCAAUUGUUAGCAGUUGGGUUCCGUUUUAUUAUAGCAGUUCCAUGGCUAUUGGAAUCUUUCUUGUCAUUAUAAUUGUUCUUUUUCAGGGCAUGAAAUUAUUGCCAACCGGAAGAAAAAAUAUCUUUUACCUUACCAUAUAUGGAUCAGUGCUUGGAGCUGGAUCGUUCCUUUUGCACCAAUUCUCUAUGAUCGUAAAUUCAAUUCUUCAGAGCUUUGGGAUGAGUGAAGAGAUGCACAAUCCAGUUGCUCUUUUUGUACUACUGGGUAUUAUCUUGGCUGGAGCUGCUUUAGGCUACUGGAUUGUUAGGAGAUUUGUUAUUUCAAAAGAAGAUGGUAGUGUGGAUGCCGGGGUUGCUCAGUUUGUAAAAUGGGCAAUGCGCGUUAUUGGGACUACCUUCAUUUUGCAGAGCACUCUUGAUACUCCUCUUGCAGUUGGAGUCUUGGUCUCUUGUGGAGCUGUUUGCAAAAUUUGGUCAUCAAUAGAAUUGCUUCAUGGGUGGUAUGAAACUUCAGGGAGUGAUGAUUAUUCACUGGAGUGGGUGAGAGGAACUCGUGGUCGUGCUGAAUUCCUUAGCAAGUCGCCUCCUAAAGGAAAAAUGUGGAAUAGCCCUAAAGUUGGCUCUAAAGGAAAAUUGUGGAACACCCCUAAAGGGAUGUCAUGGUCUGACUCUCCCGUGAGAGCAAUGUCUACUCAAGUAGAAGCAAACCCAACUCAAGAGGUGAAUCAACAUGAGCCUAUAGAUUCAACUCAAGCAGAAGCACACCCAACUGAAGCAAAUGAAGAUGAAGACCCAGUUCUUGGGAGAAAGAGGAAAAAAACAAGUAAAAUUUGGGAGGAUUUUGAUUUAGUUAAAAUUAAAGGUGUUAUGAAAGGUGUACCGAAAAGGAAAUUGCAUAUGAGUACCGAAAAGAGACAAACCACUAUUCCAUUUCAGCCUUCAAAUGCAGUUAAUCCCUUUAUUGUUCCUGGUGCUAGAUACUGUAACGAAAAGAUGAGGGAAAUAAUGGCAACUGCUAUGAUGGUUCAUGAGAAUCCUUUUAAUGCUGCCGAACAUCAGAUUUGGGUGUGGGCCUUCGAAUAUGCAAAUUCUGAAUUUCGCAAAGUUUCACAUAAAACUGCAAGAAAUGAUUGUGUGGCACUAUAUGAGAAGGAGAAGAAAAUUUUGAAGACACAAUUGGAAAGUGUGAGCAAGAUUAGUUUAACUACAGAUAUGUGGAGAUCUAGCCACCAAGUAGUUGAAUAUAUGGUCAUAACAGGACACUUCAUUGAUGUAGGGUGGAAUCUAAACAAAAGAGUUUUGAGUUUUGUGAAAGUGCCUGCACCUAGGCGUGGUAUUGAUGUUGCCGAUGCGAUUUAUAAAUGUUUGAAGACUUGGGGGAUUGAAAAUAAGGUUUUUUCAGUAUCUGUUGAUAAUGCUUCUUACAACGAUUCAUGCCUAAGAUGUCUCAAAGAUAAUUUAUCUCUAACUGGUAAGUUGAUCCUCGGAGGCUCAUUGUUUCAUGUUAGAUGCUGUGCCCAUAUAUUGAAUUUGUUAGUGCAAGACGGCCUUAGUAAAAUUAAGGACACUAUUUUCAAUAUCCGUGAAAGUGUCAAAUAUAUUAAUCACAAUGAUGGAAGACUAAAGGCAUUCUGCGACGUGGUAGAGCAAAAAGGUUUGAAAGAAAGGAAACUCAUUAUUGAUUGUCCAACAAGAUGGAAUUCAACUUUUAAUAUGUUGUCUACUGCUUUGAAGUUCAAGAUUGCAUUUGCAUCCUACCAAGAAAGAGAGCCUCAUUAUGAUUUAGCCCCUUCACUUGAAGAAUGGAACAAAGUUGAGAAAGUUUGUAAAUUGCUAGAAGUGUUUAAUUAUGCUACUCAUGUGAUCUCAGGUAGUGAGUAUCCGACUGCAAAUUUGUAUUUGGCUGAAGUUUGGAAGGUGAAAGUAAUAUUUGAUGAGGCAGAUGAAGAUGCAGAUCGCUUUAUGAGAGAAAUGGCAAGUCCAAUGAAAGCAAAAUUUGACAAAUAUUGGGGGGAGUGUAAUCUGUUGAUGGCUAUUGCUAGUGUUUUGGACCCUAGGUGCAAGUUUCAUAUGGUGCGUAUAUGUUUUCCCAAGAUAUAUAAAUCUCAAGAAGUUGCCGAUGAAAAUAUUAAGAAGGUCAGAUCUUCAUUGGAUGAGUUAUAUGAUGAUUAUGUAGCUCUAUCUUUGGCAGAUGCCUCUUCUUCUAAUGGUAAUUUGAAUAGUAACACUCAAUCAUCCUCCCAAGCGAAUGUUGCAGCUGUCAAAACUGGAUUUGAUGAAAUUAUGUGCCUUAUUCAAGAAAAUGUAGCUAUUAGUCCAAUGAAAUCAGAAUUGCAACAGUAUCUUGAUGAAGGUAUUUACGUUCCUAACACUACCUCCUUUAGUGCUUUGGAUUGGUGGAGGAACAACAGCAUGAAAUAUAAAAUCUUGUCUAAGAUGGCUGCUGAUAUAUUAGCAAUUCCAAUCUCAACUGUGGCAUCUGAGUCCACAUUCAGUGCCGGAGGUAGAGUUAUUGAUGAAUUUCGCUCUAGAUUAAGUGAAGAAUCUGUUGAAGCUCUCAUUUGUGGUGGGGAUUGGUUUCGUCACAAGUAUAAUGUGACUAAAAAUUCAAAGGUUGGAAAAGAGGAGAUACAAGUCAACUUGAAGAUUUGAUGUUAGACUUUGUACCUUGCGUUUUAGACGUGUUUUGCUUACACUUGAAGAGUCUUGAUUUGAAGAUCCAAUGUUUUGCUAAUUUAUAGUGUAUAUUUUGGUUGUUGGCUUGUUGCUGACUACACUUAGCAAACAAUUUGUAUUAUGGCGACUUUUCGUAAACCUUCUAAUAUUUUAUUAGUUUUUAA
Molecule: messenger RNA, 3506 nt
Organism: Trifolium pratense (red clover)
Lineage: Eukaryota; Viridiplantae; Streptophyta; Magnoliopsida; Fabales; Fabaceae
Product: zinc finger BED domain-containing protein DAYSLEEPER-like
Exons: 12
Coding region: 103-3318 (1071 amino acids)
Molecular function (GO): protein dimerization activity; DNA binding
Source: RefSeq, a predicted model, not a curated record